AUGAAACUGGCAGAGGAGAAGUUCCAGUACAAAUCCCAUUUCUUCAAAUUGGGACAGGGCAGAAUUGUGCCUCAUGACGAUGCCCGUUUUUGGAAUGUCCUCAUCGACACACCUACUGAGGCAAGCCAUACCUUUGACUUGCUUACGGCAUCUGAUAUCCACAAUGUGAGAGACCAGAAUCUUCCAAACUUCUUGGUAUUCAUCAGACUCCUUGCUGGGAAUAUAGUGAAGUUACGGGAGGACCCGGGCCAGCGGCUUGUCAAUUGCAUUCGCCUUUUGACGAAGCUUCUUCCAUUCUUAUAUGAGCUUCCCAAUUACUCAUCGAACAUAGAGCUAGAGUUGUUCUGGAACCAAGACUUCCAUCCUGAUAAGUUCUGUGAGAAUCUGGUUCCACUCACAUUGUUACUCCGGCGGAAUUCAGUACCUUCACCGGACGGUGCAGCUGUUCUUGCAGUGGAUUUGGUACAAUCGCUUGUGAAGCUAUUAUUCGUCAAGGACUUCACGAUAGAGGAUGAUCUGGGCUUUUGGGAGCCCGGAAUAGGUUACCUGGCGCCUUAUAAACAGCCAGAUCCCCGACUCGAUGUCAACAGAAUCGAUAUCCUACGCCUUUUGUUGGUUUUGACGUCUUCGCUGUACUACCUUCUGCUGAAAGACGUCACGACACAAGGCUCUCGAUUCUUGACAACCUUGGUCUCAACAUUGCCCAAAGUAUAUCUUGUUCAUUUCCUGUGCAGCCUUGUGAACAUCGUUUGCCGGGCUGCUAGAGUGUCAAACCAGGACAAUGGCUUAAGCUUAUCGAACAUCACGCUCACCGAACUGCGAUACGCUUGCACCAACUAUGCUUUUCAGCUUCUUGUUGAAGCCGUGGUGUAUCCCUUACCAUCUUCUACUCAUAAUGAGUAUUUACGUGAUUAUGGGGUGAUUUCCAAAAAGCCGACAAACGCAAUACGGUUAUUUUUUGGAAAGCUUUCCAAGGAGUCAGAGGUCAAGUUUCUUGCUACACAUUUACUAAACUACUUGAGAUUUCCCAUCUACUCUUUAAAAGAUGAAGCCAAAAGACGCUUUUUUAAGUUUGGUCAACCAUCUUUAUGGGCACUCGAAAGCACGACAAUACUUUGGGAGCUACUCCAGUGCAAUAAAACCUUUGCUGAUAGUCUAGGCCCGAGGUUCAUCCCAAAAUUAACACCAUAUCUUGUUUAUCACAUCUUUGCAUUUUAUGAUUUGCCUCAGCAUUUCAGUUUGGUCAAAAUCAUGUCACACUUUUUGCUUUACAUCUCUUCCCUGGAGGAACGAGUGCGGACCUUGGUGAAUAGUGAACCAUCGAUAGAUGGAUUUCCGCCGGAGGUCAAGGUAAACGGAGUUGGCACUACUAGAGAUUUUGCUGUCAUAAACAUUUGUCAAGUUUUGGGCAAGCUUGCAUCAAACAAUCACACUCAAGAAUCCAAGCUUCAUUCGUUCUUGCGCCCUACCCUAAUAGAAAUUCUUUACAAUUUGAUUCCCACAGUCAAUGAGGAAGUCAAAGCUACAGACAUAUCAUCUAAAUCCAUGCUGAACGUGAACCCCAUGGGCGGCCUUUCUUACAAGGCAUCCACCGCUGUUGCACUGAUUAUCUUGAAGUAUUCAGAUAGGAACUUCUUACUCGAAGAUUCAAGCAAUCCUUCCAUGUUGGCACUCUUGGUACGUGCAUUAUGUGCGUCUGCGACCAAGAAUCCAUCGGCUUCCAGAAUGACACUCUUCACUUUUCUCAAACAUGAAAAAGCAUUUGAUCACGUCUGGAAUGUGAUUUAUGGUUUGAAAAACGAGAAAAUAGAACAUGAUCCUCUUGAGGACGUCAAUGAAGAGGAAGAAGAUGCAACCAGUGUUAGCUCAGAUGUGAACACGAACGGUUCCACUAUAAGACCCAAUACACCUUCAACGCCUGCAAGGGCUGCAAACUCAGGAGCCUUUUCUCCAAUCCCGAACAACUUUACACCGGCUCAGGACCCUCGCUCGCCAUACACUGUCUCCUCAAAUGCCACUUCUAUUGACGAUGGCUUUAUUGAAUCCACGAAUAAUUCACGGAGCAGUCUCCAUGAAAUUGACCCCCUUGCAGCUCUCAUGGAGGAGGAAAAGUCACUCGCUGCUGCAUUGAGGCCAAACCCACCCACGGGAAUGUCGCAGAAAUUUAAAGACAAGCUCCCUCUUGAAGCACCAUUGAGUCGAUCAUGGGGAGGGAACGAUGCUCUCAGAAUCAUCAUCACAAUUCUUAUUCCAAACUUGAAAACAGCUUUGAAGGAAGUGUGGUCAAAGCGGGAUGAGUGCAAUUUUGAUAAUUUCUUUAUUGUCAAACAAAUUGAGAACUCCAACUUCGAGGACAUCAUUGAACUGAAUAGAAAGGAUAUCAACCACGACUUUCUUCCCGACACGCCGAUCGACAAGCUUUCCUUCAGUUGGAAUCACAAGGCACUUGGAUGGUAUUUGUCGAUAAUCAAUAGCAACAACUACAAAGCGGCAGACAACAUCAAGUUAUUCGUGGGAACAAACAACACGUUGAUGAAGAACAUCUCAUCUUCCAUUGCGCUGCUUGGAAAGAUUGCGUCCAGCUGGUCUGGCUUAUCGUGGAACAACGCAAAAGACGAUCCCCAGGAGGAGGAAUUGACGAGAUUUGUUGAAAGCAAUACGAGUGGCAUAAACCCAUGGGCUCACACGAAUGUUAGGCUUUUCAAAGUCGACGACGAAAACGACAGAGUUUACAACCCCUUUGGGCUCAAAUACGGCUCGAACAGCAACAACAGCGUCUCUGAUCUUACCAACUCACUCGUGAAAAAACUUGGGGAUUUCAGAAACAGCAGCAGAGGCAGCGUUGUGAGCAUUUCGUCUAUCCCUCAAGAGGAUUCCGAACGUCCCAAGCUCCACACUAGAAAUUCAGACGAGAUCAAACACCCCGAGAAAUUCAAUUAG
This is a messenger RNA of Candidozyma duobushaemuli, 2940 nucleotides long. RefSeq lists its product as uncharacterized. Gene Ontology annotation, cellular component: Golgi trans cisterna; Golgi medial cisterna; membrane. The record is from RefSeq and is a predicted model, not a curated record. The transcript has 2 exons. NCBI's taxonomy places the organism in Eukaryota, Fungi, Ascomycota, Pichiomycetes, Serinales, Metschnikowiaceae. Bases 1 to 2940 code for a protein of 979 amino acids.